Effrenium voratum is the source of this 2043-nucleotide messenger RNA. The record is from the annotation of a GenBank genome assembly. Lineage: Eukaryota; Dinophyceae; Suessiales; Symbiodiniaceae.
AUGACCACAAAUCCGCUGCUCACAGACUGGACCACCCCGUUUGAGCUACCGCCAUUCGACAAUAUCAAGCCGGAACACUUUGAAGAGGCCUUCGAGACGGCGAUGGCUGAAGCAAAAGCGGAAAGCGAUGAAAUCGCGGAACAGUCGGAUCGACCAGACUUCGGGAAUACGAUUGCCGCACUUGAAAAAUCAGGUGAACGGCUGACGAAGGUGGCCCGUACCUUUUUCAACCUCACGAGUGCGGACACGAACGAGACGCUUCAACAGAUCGAGCGCGACAUUGCACCAAAGCUUGCCAGGCAUUCGUCCGACAUGCUUUUGAACGAAAAGCUCUUUGAGCGUAUCGCCGAACUCUGGAACCAACGGGAAACGCUCGGCCUGAACACCGAGGACGCGAAGGUUCUGGAACGCUAUCACAUGAUGUUCCAGCGCGCCGGUGCCGGUCUCGACGAAAACGGGAAAUCCCGUAUCGCCGAGAUUUCGCAACGCCUAGCAACACUCGGCACACAGUUUUCCCAAAACAUCCUGAGAGAUGAGUCGGACUAUCAGCUGGUUCUUGAGACGGAAGAAGACCGUGCGGGUCUUCCAGACUUUCUGUUGACGGCUGCGGCAGAGGCGGCACGUGAACGCGGGCAUGACGGCAAACACGUCAUCACGCUUUCUCGAUCCAGUAUCGAACCCUUCCUGCAGUUUUCAACCAACAGGAGACUGCGCGAAGAGGCUUUCAAUGCAUGGAGCGCACGAGGAGAACUUGAAGGAGAAACAAACAACGCUAAGAUCAUCACCGAAACGCUCGCGCUUCGAUCUGAGAAGGCAAAACUGCUUGGUUUUGAAAAUUUUGCUGCGUUCAAGCUCGACGACACGAUGGCCAAAACGCCCGACAAUGUACGCGACCUGUUGACAAAAGUUUGGGAACCGGCUGCCGCACAGGCGCGCGCUGAAGAACAGAAGCUUUCGAAAAUGGCGGCGAAUGAUGGCGAGAAUCACACGAUUGAAGCAUGGGACUGGCGUUUUUAUUCCGAGAAGGUGCGCAAAGAAGAACACGACCUCGAUGAAACAGAGCUGAAACCCUAUCUGCAACUCGACAGCAUGAUACAGGCAGCCUUCGACACCGCGACACGGCUGUUUGGGGUUACAUUCAGGGAACUCGACGACAUUCCGGUUUAUCAUCCCGACGUCCGGGUCUUUGAAGUUCUGGACCCGUCCGGACAACAUGUCGGUCUGUUUUUGGGUGACUAUUUCGCCAGGCCUUCGAAACGUUCGGGUGCCUGGAUGUCCGGCUUCCGGUCACAACACAAGCUGAACGGUAACGUUGCGCCGAUCAUCGUCAACGUAAUGAAUUUUUCCAAGGGCGCUCCUGGAGAAGCCACUUUGCUCACAUUCGAUGACGCCCGAACGCUCUUCCACGAGUUCGGCCAUGGUUUGCACGGACUGCUUUCAGACGUGACCUACCCGAUGAUAUCUGGAACGAGUGUUGCCCGCGAUUUCGUCGAGUUGCCGUCACAACUGUACGAACAUUGGCUCUCGGAACCGGAAGUCCUUUCGAAAUUCGCGACACAUUACAAGACCGGCGAGAAAAUGCCGACGGACCUGCUGGACAAACUGCUUGCUGCCGCGAAUUUCAACCAGGGUUUCGCAACUGUCGAAUACACGGCAUCCGCGUUGAUCGAUCUGGAACUGCAUCUUCUGGAUUCGCCGGACGAGAUUGACAUCGCUGCUUACGAAAAAGCGGAACUCGGCAAGAUCGGAAUGCCCGAUGCGAUCACGAUGCGUCACCGGAUUCCCCAUUUUCAACAUGUCUUUUCCGGAGAUGGUUAUUCAGCCGGGUACUACAGUUACAUGUGGUCGGAGGUGAUGGAUGCCGAUGCGUUUGGCGCUUUCAAGGAGGCUGGAGACAUUUUUGAUAAAGAGACGGCGGACCGUUUGCUGACGCAUAUAUACUCCGCCGGAGGGCGUCCGGAUCCUGAAGAAACCUACAAGGCCUUCAGAGGGCGCGCGCCGAAAAUCGACGCCCUCUUGAAAAAACGCGGAUUUGCGGCCUGA